UCUAUACUCCAACUCACUUUUCAACCGUUCACCAUUACUACCCAUCAUUGCAUAUUAAAUCGAACGGUCUAUAAUAAGCCACGUCAUUUAAAUAUCAUAUUCCUUGCAACAUUAUAUCACCGAAUUCAUCGAAAGCACGCGAUUAAUUCGUGCUUAACCUUUUUCCUAAAAUUCAAUAACCCAAGAUCGAAAUUCCCCGACAGAGUUUUCAGAAAAAAAUUGGGGGGGUGUUAGUUUUCCGUGAACUUGGUGGUUGUUUUUCGUUUUUGUUUUUUUCUCUUUUCUCUCUGAUUUUCUUUCUUGUUUUCUUUUCCUCCAAACGGCUCUGCCACUUCCUUAAUUCUUCUUGAGGAAAUGGAGAUGGAGAUGGAUAUGAAGGCUUCUUGCUCUUAUACUCGUCUCUUCGUGGCUCGUACCGUGAUUCUUCAGGAUGGACGAACUCCGCGGUUUCCGAAGAAUCCUAUACUGAGUACGCAACGAAUAUGUAAAUUUAGGGCUUCUUAAGCUCAUUUCUAGCAUUUUUUUUUUUUUUCUUUUUGGUUUUAUCAUUUUACUCUGUUUUUGACCUGACAAAGAUUCCCCCUGGAAUUCACUAUAAGGAACAAGUAGGGUUUUACAGUUGGAUUUGGUACGAUUAGGUUACACAUGUGGGUGAUUUUCAGGAGUUCUGUUAUAAUCGUUAUGCAUGGAGAUAAUGAUUUGAGUUUGUAGGGUUUCUAGGAGAAUUUCCAAAGUUUGUUGUAAAAUUUGACCUUUUUUUUUUCCGAAGUAGUAGUGGUUUUCAUGGUUCUUGAAAGCUUUGUGGCUUAUGAUAUGUACAUGGAUUGAUUGGGAAUUUGAAAUUGGAAUUGAAUCUGAAUCUGAAAUUCUUUUGGUGUGAAAAUUUUAAUGGCUGGAAAGGGGGAGUUAGGAUUUCCAAGAAGUAGUGCCUUAGCGUUUCCGAAAACUAGUAGUGCCUUAGCGUUUCCGAAAACUAGUGCUUGCAGUCUCAAAGAGCAAGCAGCAAGAAUAAUUCUCAGAAAUGUGAGGUCACAGGGGCACACCUACGUUGAGCUUCGAGAAGAGGGGAAAAAGUUCAUUUUCUUCUGUACCUUGUGUCUGGCACCAUGUUACAGUGAUUCAGUGUUGUUUGAUCACUUGAAAGGUAAUCUUCAUAAUGGUAGGUUAUCUACUGCCAAGGUUACUCUCUUGGGACCAAAUCCAUGGCCUUUCAAUGAUGGUGUCCUUUUCUUUAGUAAUUCAACAGAGGAUGAAAAACAGAUAGUGGCUUCAAGUGCUGAGCAAAAUAAGUUGUUGGACUCAGAUGACAAUUACAACAAUCUUGCUAUUGUUAAAUAUGAUGAAAAUCCAAAGUCUAAUGGCAAUGGUCAUCUUGAGGUUGAUGAGUAUGGGCAUAGCGGGGAUUUAGAUUCUGCAGGGUUCCAUUCAGAUGACAAAUUUUGUUCCCCUGCGGAGAAUAUGACUGAAAAUGGAGAAGAUUUUGUAUUAUUGAUUCCUGGUGUUCGGGUUAGGGAUGAAAUUGCUACAGUAGAAGCAAGGGAAGUGGGGUAUGGACAGGUUGCUGCAAGAUUCUCCGAGAAGGAUGAUGUGGUGAAUGGUAUAAUUAGAAUAUGGUGUGAGUGGUUAGGGAAGAUAGCUUUUGACGAUGAGGAUAUCUUCAAGGUUGCAGAGCAUGAUUUUGCAGUUGUGACCUUUAAUUAUGAUGUCAAUUUAGGUAGAAAAGGCUUUCUUGAUGAUGUGAGGUCAUUACUCUCUUAUAGUCCUGCAGCAGAACUAGAGAGUGGUGAAGGCACUACUAGGAAAAAAAAGAAAUCAUUUUCUGAUCCUGAGGAUGCAAGUGGCUGUCUGAGUAAUCAAUAUGAUUCUUGUGGGGAAGAUUCUUCAGCAUCAACUGGUGCCACAUCAAGACUGACAUUUGACCAAUAUGAUGAUCAGCUUCUUCAUACACGAUUUAUAUCAAACAAGGCUAUAAGGCGAGAGUUGAGACGGAAACAGCGUAUAGCUGCAGAAAGAAUGUGUGAUAUCUGUCAACACAAAAUGCUUCCUGGGAAAGAUGUAGCUACAUUAUUGAAUUUGAAGACUGGUAGACUUGCAUGCAGCAGUCGAAAUGUGAAUGGGGCUUUUCAUGUAUUUCACACUUCCUGCCUUAUACACUGGAUACUUCUAUGUGAGGUUGAAAUACUCACAAAUCAGCCAGAAGCUCCUACAGUGAAACGGCGAUCUCGGAGAAAAACUGUAGCUAAGGGGAAUGAAGUGCAAAAAGAUAGUGAGAUGCAAGGAUUGAGGACACCAAUUUAUUCUGUGAUAUGUCCAGAGUGCCAGGGCACUGGUAUGAUUGUUGAAGGAGAUGAGCUGGAGAAACCAACUGUUCCUCUUUCUAAGAUGUUCAAGUAUAAAAUUAAAGUGAGUGAUGCACGUAGAGCUUGGAUGAAGAAUCCUGAAGUUUUGCAAAAUUGCUCGACAGGGUUCCAUUUUCCAUCGCAAUCCAAGGAAGCAAUUCAGGAAAAAGUGAAACCGCUGAAGUUGCUACAUUUCUACGGAGCUCAUGUAUAGAAUCGACUUUGAGGAUGCUCAUCAGGAUGGAAUGGAUCUGGAUUUCAAUCUGGCAUUGUAAAUUUUACUCUUCAACAAGUAACGUUGUUUUACAUGUGGCAUCAUGCUCAUAAAAUGAUAAAGAGUAAAUCUUAGAAGAAAUGGAGCAAUAAGCCAGUUAGCUUUUGUGGGUAAAUGAUGAUUAUCUCCUCGAUGACACAUUGUAUAUAACCUGUUACUAACACAGGUGUAUAGAAUCCUGUUCUUAUGUCUAAUGUACAUUGCUGACAUACCUUAGCAAUAUGAAUGAAUUUGUGAAUUGGUGGCU
Ziziphus jujuba (common jujube) is the source of this 2860-nucleotide messenger RNA. RefSeq lists its product as uncharacterized. The record is from RefSeq and is a predicted model, not a curated record. The coding region runs from base 889 to 2553 and encodes 554 amino acids. The transcript is spliced from 4 exons. Lineage: Eukaryota; Viridiplantae; Streptophyta; Magnoliopsida; Rosales; Rhamnaceae.